This is a messenger RNA of Rosa chinensis, 1711 nucleotides long. RefSeq names its product VAN3-binding protein. The coding region runs from base 447 to 1652 and encodes 401 amino acids. Gene Ontology annotation, biological process: leaf vascular tissue pattern formation; phloem or xylem histogenesis; auxin-activated signaling pathway. The transcript has 7 exons. The record is from RefSeq and is a predicted model, not a curated record. NCBI's taxonomy places the organism in Eukaryota, Viridiplantae, Streptophyta, Magnoliopsida, Rosales, Rosaceae.
GAUCAUCCAAAUCCGUCUGAGAAUAUUAUGUCUGGAAUUAAUCUACAUAUAGUAAAUUUCUUGGUAUUUGUUAGAAUUUGUGGCUUUGAUACCACACUGUUGUAAUUUGAUGUGGAACAGUAUUAACUUUCAAUGUGCAUUAACUUUCAACAGUAUUAUAUCUCACUCCCAGAACCCAAGUUGGGUGAAAAGUACCGAAAAAAUGGAAACUGGCACAUAUUUCUAGCGAGUGCUUUCCUGUUAAAGAAACUAUUUAUUCGCUUUCUUCGAUUUCAUAACUAUUGUCUAAAGCGCAUGCCAGCCACGCUCAGGUUUCAUGUCCUUUGUUUUCGUUCUUGUCAUCACAUAUAAAUCCAUGCACAUAAUUCAAAUGGAAAUAGAAAUCACAGUUCGCUUAUAUAUCUAUAUCCUUUUCUUUUGUCUGCACAGGAAGAGUUGGAACUUGAAUGCAUAGUCAUAUGGAGGAAACACCGGGCAGAUCAGUCUCCUUCAAAACUCAGCAUCAAUCAACCAACACAGUGAGAAACGGAAAGCUGGAGUCUAGGCGCAGAGCAGACCAAUGCUCCUUACAGAGAAGAGAAACAUUAUCGCCGUCUUCUUCUUCUUCUUGCUGCAGCUCCUUGGGGAUUCCUCAUAGCCCCAUCCGUGCCAUGGAGUUUCUAAGUCGCUCAUGGAGCCCCUCUGCCUAUAACUUUCAACAGAUGUUUCCAUCCAGUAUCAACAUGUUCCCUUCACAUGAAGAAAAGUUGGAUGAUGAGUUUAGCUUCGAGGGACCAGAUGAAAAGCUAGAGACAGAAGCAAUACAGUUUGAGUUGCCACCGGAAAGUAGCAGGAGAAGCACUUUCAGUAGCCGCACUAGCAGGGUGGAUAACAUAUGGACGAAUACAAAGGGAUGGUUAGGGGGGGAAUCCAUAACUAGCUUAUUAAGACGGAACAAAGCCAAGAAGAAAGAGGAUGUUCGACUUCAAACAGCAAGCAUUCAUGCUGCCCUUUCUGUCACACGCUUGGCUGCAGCUAUCGCCAGUGUUGCUGCAACCAAGAGCAGCAUAGACUCAGAAUCAGAAUCAGCGCAAGAUAUUGGCAAUCAAGGUACUGUACUUCAAUCAAGGAACAACAUAGACGACAUUUUUGCUUCUGCAGCAGCUCUGGUUACCACAGUUUGUGCUGAAGCUGCUGAGUCAUUGGGGGCGCAGACAAUCGAUGUUUCUUCUGCCAUUAACUCAGGCUGGGCUACCCAAACAACUGGCGACAUGAUCACACUCACAGCUGACGCUGCAACACGUUUAAGGGGAGUUGCAGCACUCAGAGCAAGAGCCAAGGCCGAUGCGUAUUUUCCAAGAACCCAAAAUUUUCUUCCAGUAAAAGCAGAGCUAUCUGUCGUCACUCCUUCUGGAAGCAAAAGAUACGGCUGGGCCUCCAUAUAUUCAAAGCAUAGUCAGCUCAUUUUGAGCCUCCAGAAGAAGCAUUUGGGAUUCUUAGCCACAACAACAGAAUACAAGAUUUUGCAUGUGGUGGAGGGAACAAGGGAAGUUCAGGGAAACCUUUCAAUCAGCCUAAGGAGCAACAGUGGAUACAUCAAGCUCUUGUUCAAAGAUGAAAACCAAUCUUUAGUCUGGAUGACAAGCAUUUCUAGUCUCUUACAGUUGCAUUAAUGAUGCUAAGGAAAUAUGUGUAGCUUGCAAUAUCUGCAUCUUAUAUGUAACAUGCUGGU